Messenger RNA from Phanerochaete carnosa HHB-10118-sp, 931 nucleotides. RefSeq lists its product as uncharacterized. The coding region runs from base 191 to 700 and encodes 169 amino acids. The record is from RefSeq and is a predicted model, not a curated record. Lineage: Eukaryota; Fungi; Basidiomycota; Agaricomycetes; Polyporales; Phanerochaetaceae. The transcript is spliced from 2 exons.
AAUACAGAUCCAAUAGGUAAGCGUAUUACAUGUACUACAUGUGGUACAUGGAUAGCCGGCCGCAAUUCAACAAUUACAUGUGGGUAUAUGCGCUAGAUUCACAUCUAAAAACUCUAUUCAGGCCAAUCAGCACGAAGACGGAGUGGUUGGGCCAACUGUAUAUCGUCUGAACAGCGUCCCUCGCCGUUGAAUGGCUUGCUGGGGACCGGAUACCCACGAGUCGACUCAGCGACGCUGCUCGUGGUUCUUCCUCGGCUGGAAACAAAUGUGCAAUCACCAGCGAAUCAUCGCCGAAUCCUGCGACGCUUGGUGCGCUGUUCUUCCACCUUGUCUGAAGUGUCUGCACAGGCUCCGGAUCGUUUCAUGCGCUGUUCCGGAGCCAGCGACGGCUCCCUCAUGGCGAGGACACCCGGCGUGCGACCAGCUGUCAGGCUCUCCGCGCGCUGCCGAGCAGAAGCUUUCCUCGCGGCAGGUGUGGCCGAACGGCUCCUCCGUGCCUGCGGAGCGCUCUGUCUCCCAGGCCCCACAGCCGGCGGCCUCGGAGCGCGCGUACGAGGGCGCUUCUCAGGGCGCCUGUCCCCGCCGUCGUCGUUGGCAGGCCGCUUCCGGGUCCGUGCGCUGUGAUCAGCAGCGGGCCCUAGAGGCACCUCUGGUGAAGGGUCCCGCCCGAAGCGCACAGGCAGACAGCCGUUCGCCGUGAAGUCGUCCACGGAACAGAGGACACACGUCGCGCCCUCACGCCGCGUCCCUCGGCGCGCGACGCACGGCACGCCCUCAAGCCGACAUCGCGCGCACGGCGUCUGCCGCGGCAGGAGCCACUCGACGUCCUGCGACACGGCGGUCCGCGGUGCAGCGUCAACUCUGAGGCGCGCCGCCUCUGUGGCCCGCUUCGCUGCCGCUUCGUUCUUUCUCUUGCGCUCCUCGGUCUGUC